Molecule: messenger RNA, 2000 nt
Organism: Canariomyces notabilis
Lineage: Eukaryota; Fungi; Ascomycota; Sordariomycetes; Sordariales; Chaetomiaceae
Product: MFS general substrate transporter
Exons: 4
Coding region: 94-1755 (553 amino acids)
Biological process (GO): transmembrane transport; L-cysteine transport
Cellular component (GO): membrane
Molecular function (GO): L-cysteine transmembrane transporter activity
Source: RefSeq, a predicted model, not a curated record
UCUCAAUUCACAUCGGCCGUGGAAUUGGGCUUCCGCUUGUACGCCCAUAUCAACAGUUUCACCGGUUCUUUCUUCCACACCAGGGUCGGCGACAUGGAUCCCGAAAUCGCUCGGCCGGCCAGCAGACCGGGUGGUCAGGCUGAUGAUGUGAUGAAGCCCACGCUCGACCAGAUCGAGCGCCACGACCGCCCCAUCUCGCCCGAGACCAUAAGGGAAAAGGACAGGCAAAACUUCGAAAGAGUCGACGAAGAAGUCGCCAAAUACGCGUCCGAUACGGCCAUCGUGAUUCCGCCCGAGAAGAAUCUCGAGCUCCGCCGCAUGAUUGACCGCCGCGUCUUGGUCAUCAUGAUUGCAACCUACUUCUUGCAGGCCAUUGACAAGGGCACCUUGUCGUUUGCUUCCAUCAUGGGCAUCAGGAAAGAUACCGGCCUCGUCGGCCAAGACUACAGUUGGCUCACGACCUGUAUCUACAUCGCCGUGCUCAUCGUCGAGUACCCCCAGAACUGGAUCAUCACCCGUGUUCCCAUCGCCAAAUACCUGAGCUUCAGCAUCAUCGCUUGGGGCACCGUCCUGGCCUGCACGGCCGCCUGCCACAACUUUGCCGGGCUCGUUGUAGUUCGGACCCUGCUUGGUAUCUUCGAGGCGGCAUGCCAGCCUGCCUUUGUGGUUCUCUCAGCCAUGUGGUAUCGCCGAGAAGAGCAGGCAGCUCGCGUGACGUAUUGGUACAUGAUGAACGGUGCCCAACAAGUGGUUGGCGGUCUGCUCGCCUACUGCUUCAGCCUGAUCGAGAGCGGGCCGCUCAAGUCCUGGCAGUGGCUCUUUCUCAGCUACGGCGUCAUCUCGGUUCUCUAUGGCGUCUUCGUCGGCUGGUACAUGCCUGACUCGCCCAUGCGUGCCAAGUGCUUCAGCGAGGAGGAUAAGCACCUGAUGGUGGAGCGAGUUAGGGACAACCAGACGGGCCUGCAGAGCCGCAAAUUCAGAAAGGAUCACGCCAUCGAGGCCCUGAAAGACCCCCAGGUCUAUGGUUAUGCCCUUAUCGCUUUGACUACUACCCUGCCGACCUCGGGCCUUGGCGCGUUCCAAGGCAUCAUCAUCAGCAGCUUUGGGUUCACAGUUCUGCAGACGCAGCUUCUGGCUAUGGUUUUGGGCUUCUACAUCAUCAUCGUCCUGCUAGGCUCGGUGUGGAUUGUCAAGAAGACCAAGCAGAAUCUGCUCGUCAUGCUGGGCUUCGUCAUCCCGUACGUUACUGCCAAACUCUCUUCAUGCGUGUGCUUGGAUGACCAUUUGACUGACGUGGCUAGGUCCUUCAUCGGAACCAUCAUCUUGAUGAUCGUACCGCCCGACACCAUGGCCCGGAAGAUUGGCCUGCUCAUCUGCUACUACAUUACGCUCUCGUUCUGGUCAGCGCAAACGUUGGCUCUGUCCAUGAUCAGCAGAAAUGUCGCCGGAACAACGAAAAAGAGUGUUGCAGUGGCGACAAACUUCAUCUUCUGGAGCGCAGGAAACGCUAUCGGUCCUCAAGUCUUCCUAGACUGGGAUGGCCCACGGUACUUCAUCGCCUUCGCAACCCAUCUUGGGUGCUACUGCCUGCUGGUCAUAGUCAUUAUAGGGCUGCGGUUUUACCUUACGCAUCAAAACAAGAAGAGGGAUCGGAUGGCGGCGGAGGGUAUCCUCGCAGCCGACCCAAAAAAUAUUAUCCACAGUUUUGAGGAUCUCACGGACCAGCAGAACAAGUCCUUCAGAUAUGUAUACUAGGCCGGAGCACAGGGGCUGUUAGGCUGUAUCCUGACAAUUGAAUUGAGUGAAAGAGCAUCAAACAUUCUUGAUUUGCCCUUGCAUGCGGUGAGAACAUGACUUGACAUGCAACGGGGUACUGCUUGCAAUCGGGGAAGGGCAGUGGAAUGUACUGUUUGGCAUCGGACAGCCCUGGUAGCGUUCACGACUUCAGGUUGAGCCGUCAAUGAGAUGGGGCGGAAUCCCACACUAGCUACAUCGCAACG